Messenger RNA from Cuscuta campestris, 1903 nucleotides. Lineage: Eukaryota; Viridiplantae; Streptophyta; Magnoliopsida; Solanales; Convolvulaceae. The record is from the annotation of a GenBank genome assembly.
GAUAGAGCUCGACUGUCUGAUCGCAACGGUGCAAACGGAUUUCAAUUUGGAGAAAGUUGGACCAAAAAGUGUACCCCGACUGGAACCAAAAUAGAAUAGUACUCAGUUAUUGAAUUAUGUAGCUAAAAAUCUUAUUGAAAUGUGCUUGAAAAUUAUGCAGUAAAAAAGCCAUCAUGGAAAUCCCUGUACUACGUGAAGAACGAAGUGUUUUUACUAAAGUAAAUCUGAGGAAAAGGAAAGGGACUGAGAAGGAACCAAUGUUUGGGAGAAAAAAGCAACUGAGAAAGAGAAAGAAAGGGAUACCGGAAGAAAAUGCUGAGCAGGAAAAGAAUCAAGCUCAAGAAGAUCCAAUUUCACAAGAAGAUGAAAUGCCGAGCAUUGAAAAGAUUGAUCAAUUAAACGGUUACUGGCUGGUGGAAAAUUUUGAUACCAGAAGUGUUUUGCUGAAGUUGCCAAGUAAAAAAGAGAUUCACAUUGAUGAGACUUCCAUUCAUAGCACCAUCGGAUUUCCAAUGGGAGGAGAAAGUGUGAUGAAAAAGAAUGGAGAGAAAUCGGAAGAAGCAAGAGAAGUGAUGAGAGCUUGGAAGUUACAAUUUCCAGUUCAGAAAGGGACAGUUAGAAUAGCAGAUGAUGUUAUAAAAGCAUUUGCUUCAGCCACAAAGAAUUUGGCAGAAGCAAUAUCUACAUUUGAUGAAAAGCUUCGAGCAGCUGUUCAAGUGUUGCCAGAUGAUGAAGCAAUGAAAAUGCUGGUAGAGAGGGUUUAUAGUCUGCUGGAUGGUUAUUCAAAAGAGAAUGUGCAAGAAGAAGAGAAAGAAAGCACAAGAGAAGGAGAAAAGGAAUGGACUUUUAGUCAAGAUGAUGAAUAUUGGAAAAGUGAAGAAGUGAUGAAGGCUAUUGAUGCUAUAGAAAAAGCACAAAAAAGGCGACAAGAGAGAGAGCACACUGAUGAUGUGGGAGGUGUGACAGAACAUGCAGAAAAAGAGAGGGAUUGGGUGGAAGCAGAUGUGGGAGGUGUGAUAGAAGAAAAUGUGGGAGAUGGGGGACAAGUGACAGAAGCUAUAGAAGUUGUGGGAGAUGUAGAACAUGUAACAGAACCUACACACACAGAGAAUGGAGAGUUGCAGGCAGAUGUCAGAGGUGGGGGAGAUGUGGCAGAUGUGGCCAAUGUAAAAAAAGUUCCAAGUGAAGACCGGAUUCUUGACAUGGUAGUGGAGAAAAACAAUAGAGAAGUUGAGCAGAAUAAAAAAGGCAAUCAAGACAAAUGUCCAGAAAGAAUUGCAAAACGACAAAAGGGUAAAAAGAGAGAUGUUGCACUUUCAGCUGCACUAAGGUCGCCAUUCAUGAAUAGAAUUGUAGACAUAAGGUCUACCUUGACAAUUGAAGAGAGAAUGGUGGAAGCGUUCACAUUUUCAGCAGACAGUGAUGAUAAUGUGCUAUACAAGGAAGGUGACAGAGCAAUCAAGAAAGGGCACUUCCAAAGCUUGAAACUGAACUCAGCAGUUUCUUUUGAAAUCAUAGAUUUGUGGACUGAUAUUCUUAACCACAAAGAGAAGUUCAAAAGCAAUGACUCAUCAGCCAAAGUGUUCUUCCCAACGAAAAUUUGUGAAAAGCUGAUGCAAAAGUUGAGGACAAGAUACUUGAAUGAGAUGCUGACAUUUGAAAAGAAUGAGAUGAAGGAGGAAGUGGUGAAGAAAAUCAAAUCUGGACUAAUUGCUCAAAGGGAAAUCAAGAAAGCAGCUAAGGGGAAAUAGGAGGAAAAAGACUAAUGCUGAAACUUGAUGCUGAAGCAUAUGAUGAUGACAACUUUUUUGUGUGUGGUUAUAUUAGUACUAUGGAUAACUGAAUUUUAAUGUUGAUGAAAACUUAUGUGGUUAUAUUAGUGUAAUGGUAAUAUUGCUGUUAU